AUGUCUCUUAGUCCCGAAGAACUAGCCUCCUUCAAUGACAAUGGCUUCCUCGUUAGAAAGGCUUUUGCAACAGCAGAAGAGGUGCAGGAGAUGAAGGAAGAGAUGGCAAAGCUGCUGGAGGGUUGGGAUCCCGAGGACAGCGUGGAUAGUGUCUUCACUACAGGGAGGGACCAGCAUGUUAACAACGAGGGGAAUUGUAGGUACUUCCUCGGUAGUGCGGAUCAUAUAAGAUUCUUUCUGGAGCCAGGCGCGGUCAACGAAAAUGGCAAGAUACGGUCGGACAUUCCGAAGUCGGAGCUAGUGAAUAAAGUAGGGCAUUCUUUGCACGUUGAUGACCCUGUUUUUCACAAGUAUAGCAAUUCCCGUAAAGUGUUGGAGAUGGUUCGCGAUCUCGGCUAUCAGGAUCCUGUUCUGCCACAAUCUAUGUACAUCUUCAAGCAACCAUUGAUUGGUGGCGCAGUGACUAGCCAUCAGGACUCCUCAUUCCUCCACACUACGCCCAGACAGACCUGUUUGGGCAUGUGGUUAGCCUUGGACCCAGCUACCCUAGAGAAUGGCUGCCUUUGGGUCAGACCAGGAAGUCACAAGGAGCCUUUAAGGCGAUUGUUUGCUAGGACCCACGAGGGAGGCGAUCCCCACUUCAAAGAUAUCAACAUGGACAGCAAAGGUAGCAACAGGAGCUUCAUACCGGUUGAGGUCGAUGCAGGGGAUCUAGUGGUCUUCCCUGGUACGGUCGAUCAUCUCUCCCUACCUAAUACGUCACCCAAACAGAGGCAUACAUACCAGCUUCAUCUCGUCGAGGGUCCUGAGGCUGGCAUCACCUGGUCUAAAGAGAACUGGCUGCAAUAUCCUGCGGGGAAGCCCUUUCCCUCCCUCAAAGCGUGA
Perkinsus marinus ATCC 50983 is the source of this 885-nucleotide messenger RNA. RefSeq names its product phytanoyl-CoA dioxygenase domain containing protein. NCBI's taxonomy places the organism in Eukaryota, Perkinsozoa, Perkinsida, Perkinsidae. The transcript is spliced from 10 exons. Bases 1 to 885 code for a protein of 294 amino acids. The record is from RefSeq and is a predicted model, not a curated record.